Molecule: messenger RNA, 636 nt
Organism: Arthroderma uncinatum
Lineage: Eukaryota; Fungi; Ascomycota; Eurotiomycetes; Onygenales; Arthrodermataceae
Product: V-SNARE
Exons: 3
Coding region: 1-636 (211 amino acids)
Source: RefSeq, a predicted model, not a curated record
AUGAGCAAUCCAUCCCAGCUUUUCCUUCUGGCAGAUCACAUAAAGCUCUCUCUCCUCGAACGUCAAAGGGCGAUUUCCCUUGAGCUCGAGCCUAAUUCACAAGAUGGGGAGAUAUCUCGCUCGCUGGAAUCGUUGCGAGAGGGUCUAGAAUCGGUUGAGAAGGAAGCUAUGAGGCUGAUAUCAAUCGGAGACUCAUCUUCUGCCGAUUUCAAGGAACAAACUAAUGCGUUAAGAGCUCAAUAUGAAGACCUCUCGGCCCAGUUCCACGAGAAUGACGAGAACAACCCGUCAGCGCUCCCUUCAUCGUCAGUUCAGCCAAACAACGCCGAGCUAGCCGAAGACUUCAUCCGUGCAAGCAGCACCCCUUCGAUCCUCAAACACCCCACACCUCAACACCCAGUCUCCAAAUCCGUCCGUUUCACCGACUCGUUAACCGCCAGUGCCGAAGAAAAUGACCCCAACCGGGAUGCCUUACUCAGACCAUACUCUGACUCGCCACAGCCUGGCUUUAACCAUUCAGACGCGUCAAACCAGGAAAUCCACGAUUACCACAGCCAGGUUAUGCAGGAACAAGAUGAUCACUUGGACCGGCUGGGGCCGAUUGGAUGGGGCACGGAGAAGCCUAGGACGAUUUAG